AUGGCGCCCGGACUCGUGGAAACCCCUACUGCGGCCGCAGCAGCAGCCAACAAAUCCGCCUUUCCAGAUGGCCUCAAGACCUCAGGCCAACACGCCCCGGAUUACACCCUCGUAAAGCCCUACUCAGCCUUCCCCAAGGAGAUCACCGGCCCAACAGUCUGGCAAGCCGACGACUACAGGGACAGUCCGGAGCGAUGGACGUACUCCUUCAAUGAACGCGACAUCGACGAGAUCAGCACGGCUGCAGAUCGGUUCAUCCACGCGGGGACGCCUUUGACGGGUAUUACCAAGGACCAUUUCCCCCUCCCCGGUCUGUCCGAUCGGAUGGAAGAACUGCGCAAGGAUCUCGUCGACGGAAAAGGCUUCUUUCUCUUCCGCAAUCUGCCCGUGCAGGACUGGGACUUGCAGAAGGCGGCUGUCGCGUACAUGGGACUAGGCACGUACCUGGGCUACUUCGUCAGCCAGAACGGACGGGGCCAUGUCCUCGGCCACGUCAAGGAUCUAGGCGAAGAUCCGACACGGACAGAUAAAGUGCGGAUCUACCGCACCAACGCACGACAAUACUUCCACACAGACGGCGCCGACCUCGUCGGCCUCCUCUGCAUCGCGAAGUCCCAAUCCGGCGGCGAAUCCGACAUCGUCUCCACGCACCACAUCCUCAACAUCCUGCAACGCACGCACCCAGACGUCGUCGAAACCCUCGCCACCCCAAACUGGUACUUUGACCGCAAGGGCGAAGUCUCCGCUGGCCAGGAGCCGUGGAUCCGCGGCAGCGUUAUCUACUUGGAAAACAGGACCGACGGGCAAGAACCCCGCGUCUACGCGCGGUUCGAUCCCAACAAUGUUACCUCGCUGGGGAGAUUCAACAGCGGGCCUGACGCGCGCAUUCCACCGCUGUCUGAGAAGCAGAAAUACGCGAUGGAGGUGCUGGAGACGACGUGCAAGACACAUGCGCUCCAUAUGAUUCUAGCCCCCGGCGACAUCCAGUUCCUGAGUAACUCGCAUGUGUUUCACGCGCGCACGGCGUAUGAGGAUUAUCCGCCUGGGGCGGUGGAUGAGGCGGGACGGCCUUGUCGGAGACGGCAUUUGAUGAGGUUGUGGUUGGCGGUGCCGCAGGGUGAGGGGGGGUGGAGGUUGCCGUAUCCUGAUUGUGGAGAGGCGAAGAGGGGGGGGAUUCAGGUUGAUGAGCAGCCGCCGGCUUGUCCUUUUGAUGCGGAGUGA
Messenger RNA from Aspergillus campestris IBT 28561, 1221 nucleotides. Its product is annotated as TauD/TfdA family dioxygenase. Lineage: Eukaryota; Fungi; Ascomycota; Eurotiomycetes; Eurotiales; Aspergillaceae. The transcript has 3 exons. The coding region runs from base 1 to 1221 and encodes 406 amino acids. Gene Ontology annotation, molecular function: oxidoreductase activity. The record is from RefSeq and is a predicted model, not a curated record.